Molecule: messenger RNA, 2042 nt
Organism: Cebus imitator (Panamanian white-faced capuchin)
Lineage: Eukaryota; Metazoa; Chordata; Mammalia; Primates; Cebidae
Gene: HOXB7
Product: homeobox B7
Exons: 3
Coding region: 813-1466 (217 amino acids)
Biological process (GO): regulation of transcription by RNA polymerase II
Cellular component (GO): nucleus
Molecular function (GO): DNA-binding transcription factor activity, RNA polymerase II-specific; RNA polymerase II transcription regulatory region sequence-specific DNA binding
Source: RefSeq, a predicted model, not a curated record
CUCUUGCGUUCCGAGGCUGCCCGGCCUGGGAGACCAGGGCGCCCAGGCCACGCUGGAGACAAGCGCCUGGGUUGGUGGUUGUGUCCCCCGCCACCUCCCUCUUUGUUUUGCUCCACCAGAAACUGCAGCGUCCAAGGCCCAUUGGCUGGAUCCUGUGCCCUAGGAGCACCUUGGAAGCCUCGCUUCAUCUCCGCCCGCAAAUCUGGGGCACCAAGAGAGAGAGAGAGAGCCGUGAGCCAGGCUCACCUUAUUCCUCGUCUUGGGAGAACCGGACAACUUCCCCAAAAGGCCUUGCAGUGCAGAAUUGGCCCGGAUUAAUAAAGACCAGACCUGCCCCACGCACCCACCUUCCCAGUUGCAUGUAUUCAAUCUCUGCGUUUGUCUCUAGCUCGGUAACGGGCUGGAGAGGAUAGGUAGCGGGGUGACAACACGAUCGCCCUGAGGUUAUUUAUUUUCCCUUUCUCUCAAUCUCUUUCUCCCCAAACCUCGCCUGCAAGCUGCCUCCAGCCCGCGGGAGUCGGCAGCGGCCCUUGAGCCCCCAGCCCCAAUCCACAGGGCUCGGCUUUCCCAUUCAUUAUUGAUCAUAUUUUAUAAAUCCAACGCCACACAAUUUUUUCCACAUUACCGGGAGCCGUGGGGAGGCGGCCCAGCCAUUGGCAGAGGGGAAGUCACGUGGGCGGGGGUCACGUGGUCCGGAGAGGAAAAAGGGGGUCCUUUUUGGUGUAAAUCUGGACUCUAAUUCUGUAAUAUAUCAAGGAAUCUCGUAAAACCGACACUAAAACGUCCCUGCCUACAAAUCAUCCGGCCAAAUUAUGAGUUCAUUGUAUUAUGCGAAUGCUUUAUUUUCUAAAUAUCCAGCCUCAAGUUCGGUUUUCGCUACCGGAGCCUUCCCCGAACAAACUUCUUGUGCAUUUGCUUCCAACCCCCAGCGCCCAGGCUAUGGAGCGGGUUCGGGCGCUUCCUUCGCCGCCUCGAUGCAGGGCUUGUACCCUGGCGGGGGGGGCAUGGCGGGCCAGAGCGCCGCCGGCGUCUACGCGGCCGGCUACGGGCUCGAGCCGAGUUCCUUCAACAUGCACUGCGCGCCCUUUGAGCAGAACCUCUCCGGGGUGUGUCCCGGCGAGUCCGCCAAGGCGGCGGGCGCCAAGGAGCAGAGGGACUCGGAGUUGGCGGCCGAGGGUAACUUCCGGAUCUACCCCUGGAUGCGAAGCUCAGGAACCGACCGCAAACGAGGCCGCCAGACCUACACCCGCUACCAGACCCUGGAGCUGGAGAAAGAAUUUCACUACAAUCGCUACCUGACGCGGCGGCGGCGCAUCGAGAUCGCGCACGCGCUCUGCCUCACAGAAAGACAGAUCAAGAUUUGGUUUCAGAACAGGCGCAUGAAGUGGAAAAAGGAGAACAAGACCGCGGGACCCGGGACCACCGGCCAGGACAAGGCUGAAGCAGAGGAGGAAGAGGAAGAGUGAAGGAUGGAGAAAGGGCAGAGGAAGAGAGAUGAGAAAGGGAGAGGAGGAGAAGCCCAGCUAUGGGAACUGAAUCAGGAAACUCAAAUCAAAUAGGGAAGUAAAAACAAACAAACGAAAACUAUUUAAAUAAAAGAAGUUUUAAUUUUUUUUUUUUUGAGGAGGGAGAAAGGUGAAAUAUUGGUUUUUCAACGCUGAAAAAAAUACUACCUAUCGGAAAGUCUGUCAGGUUUUUUUUUUUUGUGCAGGAUGAGAAGGACAUUAUCUACCUGUUCUGUAGCUUUCUGGAAUUUACCUACCCUUUUCUAUGUUGCUGUUGUAAGGUCUUUGUAAAAUCUUGCUGUUUUGUAAGCCCUCUUUGAUGCUGUCUUUGUGGACUUGGGUCUGGACUAACCCUGUGGUUGCCUGCCCUCCUGAGCCUUCCCAGUAGCAGCACCAAGGGGCCUUAGGGAGCCCCAAAACCUACAACUCGCGUGUUCUCCAAGCGCCUGGCCGCUGCUCCUUGCUCCCCGUCCCUUGGCCCCAUGCUCCCUUUUACAUUCUAUGUGUAUCUAAAAGAUGGAAAAAUAAAACACAAUU